UACAUUAAUAUAUGCACUAGAAUUUUCUAUUAUAAGUUUUUAAAUGAAAGUUUAAUUCAAUUUAAUUUUAAUUUACACAUACAUAAUUUGUCUUGUUUAAUCUUUAACUUCUUUUGAUUGAAAAGUGUUUUAAAUUUGAAACCAAACGGAAUUUCAGACUCAUUUGGAUAGCGUUUCCCGAAAUAACAGAGUUUGAAUAUCCCUAAUAUUGUAGUUUAACACAUAAGCUAACAUCUUUUAACCAAGUACUAUCGUCACUUGUGCAAAAAUAAGACUACAGUAGAAAAACAAUAUGUCGGCCUCGAUGAACAGCAAAAGCACCCUGAUGUCCUCCAUAAUUUCUGGACUUCUGAGCAUCGUCUUAUUUGCCAUACUGCGCUUCUGCUCUAAUUGGUUCAACGACUCGCAGCUGAAGGUCCUAUUGGGCGGAUACCUCUUUUCCUGGCUGUUCAUCCUAAGUCUGACUUUUGUUUCCAAUGCGGAGAUGAUUAUCUUUGGCCAGGACUUCCAUGCCAAGCUCCUGCCGGAGAUCCUCUUCUGCCUCUCUCUUACAGUGGCUGCCGCGGGAAUCGUUCAUCGCGUCUGUGCCACCACCAGUAUUCUUUUCUCACUUCUGGGCCUCUACUUCUUGAAUAGGAUCUCAACAAAGUACUAUUCGGUGCAGGUGCCGACAAUAGGUGCGCCUGCGGCGAAGAAGGGCGGCAAAAAGUUCAAAUGAGUAUAUUUAAGUUCAGUCCUGGGUCAUAUAUGCCAACUUAAACAUUCGAACACCUUUAUUAUACUUUAAUAAAUAACAUUAUUUAUAACCUA
Messenger RNA from Drosophila eugracilis, 810 nucleotides. RefSeq names its product protein KRTCAP2 homolog. The coding region runs from base 293 to 718 and encodes 141 amino acids. Lineage: Eukaryota; Metazoa; Arthropoda; Insecta; Diptera; Drosophilidae. The record is from RefSeq and is a predicted model, not a curated record. The transcript is spliced from 2 exons.